Molecule: messenger RNA, 528 nt
Organism: Rosa rugosa (rugosa rose)
Lineage: Eukaryota; Viridiplantae; Streptophyta; Magnoliopsida; Rosales; Rosaceae
Product: protein ACCELERATED CELL DEATH 6-like
Exons: 3
Coding region: 1-528 (175 amino acids)
Cellular component (GO): plasma membrane
Molecular function (GO): protein phosphatase 1 binding; protein phosphatase regulator activity
Source: RefSeq, a predicted model, not a curated record
AUGGAGAGCACUGAUUGGAAGAGGAAUAAACGAGGUUUGAUAAAGUCUGGUGCAAGAUUAGGUCAACGAGUGUCAAGAGACAAAGAUGAUGACACGGAAGUCCAUGUAAAGAAAGGUGACGAAGACCCUCUAUACAAGGAAAUAAAAGAAUCUCAUUUGGUAGUGUCCACACUCAUAACAACUGUAGCCUUCGCAGCAGCUUUCACUAUGCCUGGUGGUUACCAAAGUGAAAAAGGGCCAGAUCAAGGUUUUGCUGUUCUAUCAAGAAAUGCAGCUUUCAAGGCGUUUGUGAUAACAAAUACAUUAGCCAUGAGUAUGUCCGCUUGUGCCGUCAUGAUACGCCUUUUCUCGUCGACGAAAGGGGAGGUUCUUGUAUCACAAUCAUUUGACAUCGCUCUAUCUCUUACCUCUGAUGCAAUGCAUUAUAUGUGGAUUGCAUUCCUUACCGGUACCUACGCAGUAUUAGGAGGUCAUUCAUUAGGACUAGCCAUCGCGUAUAGGUAUAACCUAACAAUGCCGAUGAAGUGA